Amoebophrya sp. A120 is the source of this 4509-nucleotide messenger RNA. The record is from the annotation of a GenBank genome assembly. NCBI's taxonomy places the organism in Eukaryota, Dinophyceae, Syndiniales, Amoebophryaceae.
CCUCAUUUUCCCCCAUAUGACUGUCUUGUGGUCGUCACAAGCAUUUUUGCAUAUAUUAAGACAUGAGCAUGUAAGUAUUAAUUUUCGCGACAAUCCUCUUCGUUCGCGAUGUAGUAAGUCUUCACUUCAUUUUUGUCUGUAGGAACUACUUGACUGAGGCUAGAAGCCCUCGUUUUUAUUGCCAAUCUUUUAUGUGCUUUCACAACCUGUUUCAGCUUUGCGCUUUCUGACAUACUUAUUCUUAUUGUCGACAUCUCCGCCGUUUUACUUUUAGGCAACAGGUCCGCGAGGACCAGCUUGUGUAAACAAAAUUAGAAGCUCUACUUUCACAUCUUUCAACCUUUCCGUAUGUAAAAUAUCUACAUUACUUGGUGUCGUGUGCAGCUGCAGCAAAAAAAAUUAUCAAAGUAAGUUAGUAGUACCACAUGUAUUGUAUAGACAGGAGGACGACAAAGAACCCGAACUAGUACGAGGCGGCACUCGACCUCGAGGACUCGCGUCGUGGGUUCUCGUCCAGAAGGUGGGGCUCCUCUGAGCACACCGCGGGAAGGUUUAUUUUGUUCCCCUUUCCAGCGGCCGGUCGGAACUACGAAAGAAGAAUUGUUCUUGUUCAACUGCCAGACUUGUAGUUUUUCCAGUUGUUCCAGGUGUUGACCUGCUAUGCUUUCCAGCCUCACCGGCGGGUCUUCCUCCGCGGCCGCGGCGCAGCGGGAAAAUGCGGCCCAGUCAAAGGAAAACGAGAACUACGGGGACACCUCCACCUUCUAUCCAUUGCAAAUAUGUAGUCUGGGUCGUCUGGACGACAAUUGCAACUUGUGAUGCAAAUUUCAAACAGCACAAAGAUCUGUGAUGCACAAACAGCAAGAAAUGUUGCGGCCCAAAACUUCGCAACAAAAAAGGGGAUCUCGAUUUGUUCUGCGGAUUAGGCAUUGGGAUUGGAACAUGCACAUCUCAAAACGUGUGAUCAUGCUAGGGCUUGCAUUCCAGACCUGCUCUAGGGCAUCAGCAUGCACAACUAGCAGGAAGAUGGCAAACGUCUGCACUGAACAUCCAGACCCAUGUAUCGAUAUUUGCAAUGUCGAUACCACCUCCCCCGAGUCGAUUCAAAAAUCUUCCGAGUACCGCCAGGCCGGGGACAGCGUGGUGCUUCGGUAUGUGCAGAACCUGCAGGAGUUCUACGAGCUUUUUGAGGAGGUGAUGCCGUCGGGGACGCGCGGAUCCCACGUGAAGGCGGUCAUCUACGCAAGGCGCAAGUCGGACCACAAAAAGGUGAUCAUCAAACUGAGGAACAAGAACAGCAGCUUAUUACAGUGAAAAAUGCCACCACCCCGGAAUUUGCAGAUGAAGUUUGUCAUGCAAAGUUUCCAAAUGAAAGCUUUUUGUGUUGCAUAAAUUAAAAGGAUUGCGAGCGUUUCUGGUGCAGAAUCAGGGUGCGCAAGGUACCUUGUGCAUAACAGAUCCGGCUGCUGUUGGGCUACUUCGCAACACAAAUUUGACCUAUUCAGCAUGGAAAAUUUGUGAUGCUGAGAUAUGCAAGACGGGGAAUGUUUCUGUUGGAAAAGUUUGCAAUACAAAGGCUGCCAAGCUGGGGGUGGGGGCAUUUUUCAUUGCAAUACAGCUUCAAGGACUUGAACGAGAUGCGGGAGUGGAUUCUGUCCAUGAAGUACCUCUACCUCCUUAUCCUACGCAAAAACGUUCCCGCCACCCCAUAGCCAGGAUGGGAAAUCUGCUAGACAAAUCUACCAGCUUUUAUUGCUGCGCAUGACAAGUUUCCUCGCCUCGUAUUUGUAAUCCUGUCUAGCUAGCCCUAGCUCCAGCAGCACUACAGACCUAGCUCACCAUGCCGAUUCGAGCAUCACAAAUUAUUCCAAAACGCAAUGACUAGAAGUAGAAAAUGCUUGAUGUUCUCAUGGGGCUCCGCAUGAGAAACAUGUUUACCGUGCACAUUUGCAUGACAGCUAUGGGGAGGUGGGGACGCUUUUACAUAGGACACUCCUCUCCGGGGGCACGAAGCAGGAAGAAAGAGAAACCCAGUACGCGAAGGGGCAACUGCAGCAGAUCGCCAACAUGGUAGACAUACUCGAGGACGCCAACAACUACUACGCCUGCAUGGAACACGUGGAGGGGCGUAUCCUGAGUAAAAACGUUCCCACACCAGAGUCAGGAUGGGGAUUUUGCAACACAAACCUAGGAGGUUUGUGAGUCACGCAUGACAAGUUGCGCUCUGCAGUGUAGUGCAGGUUAGCAAGUGCAGCCGCAUCACAGAUUCAUCUGCUCAUCCUGUUCACAGCAUCACAAAUUUCAAAACACGACUGAAAAUGGCUCUCAUGGGGAUGCGCAUUACAAGUCUUCCUGUCUUUGCAAAUCUGCAUUACAACUCUGGCGUGGGUACGUUUUUACUCAGGAUAGGGCGCGACCUAUUCGACUUUUUUCUGCAGGAGAAAAUCUACGCCCGGUCCUACCGGCUGCAUAUCCACUGCAAAUAUGUCUGGGUCUGGAAACUUGUAAUGCAAGUCAGUGAAUACUAAGCACUCUGUAAUGCACCGCCAAGCAUGACAGGUUUUUUCGUCGCGUUGUGUUGCGUACUCUCCGCAUGAGAAACCGCGUUUCUGCAUAACAGGCAGAGGGAACUGCUCGUGGCCACGCAGCACAGAGUCCAGAGUCAUGCCAGACAAGCAUGACAAAUCUCGCAGUCUUCCUGACCCAGACAUAUUUGCAAUGCAUACUGCAGUUCGUGCAGCAAUUGUGCAAGUCGCUACUGAUUGCGCUCGAUGAAUUCCUAUGAAAUGCAAAAGCAUCGUGCUAGUAUAAAUUGCAAUACAAAUCGGCUCAGCAUUACAAAUUGAAUUUGUAAUGCGGAUUUGCCUUAGGAACUGGAUUUGUAAUGCAUAAGUGCAACUAGUACGAGUGCGAUACUUUUGCAGAGGAUAAAUCCAGCAGAAGGGCCUGGUGCAUAAGGACCUAAAACUCGAGAACAUCGUCUUCGAUGAAACCAAGCAGCGGCAGACCGGGGAAUCCCUCGUCUGCGUUCCCAAAUUCAUAGACUUCGACACCGUAUUUAUUAAGGGUUUUUCUUUUUGUUUCUAUGUAUUGCACUACCAUCAAACAAGAGCAGCUAUUAGUGCCAGCAGAGUUUUUAUGGGGCAGCUUUUAUGAUCUUUACGAUUUAUGUGUAGAAGAAGUGGACAGCCUCAGCCCGUCGCCACUCCGGAGUCGUUCCAAAGAUCGGUGGUUGCGGGCUCUCUGUUCUUGAAAUUGUUUUUCAUCCAAAGAACAUAAGCUUGAUACGACCUACUUAAUACUGCGCGGCCGCAGGAGGAGACCGUGAUCUGGUAGUUUCUUAGGUAAAAAUUCAGCAUGAUGACAAGAAAUUGAAACUCUACCUGUCAGUGUCACGCUAAGGAAAGUAUAAAUGCAAGUGAUGCAGCUACAUCCAACACCACAGAUCGAGAUCUGGGUCCCGGGGCGGAAGCAGUUUCACGUGCUGGGCACCGAUCAGUACAUCGCCCCGGAAACAUACGCCGGCUACCCCUGCCCCGCAUCGGAUAUGUGGGCCAUGGGGGUAAUCUGUUACACGAUGCUCACGGGCUGUUUUCCAUUUCACCAGGGCCUGUUUAACGACCGACCCGGCGAGAACUUCGUAGACCAUGUGGCAAUGCAGCAAAUCCGCAGGAGGAUGCGAAUCGCUCGAAUAGACUGGUAUAAAAUAACAGUUGCACUUUAGGGAAAUAAAUGUAUGAGUCCCGUGCUUUUCUUGCUAAAAGGGAGAAGACAAGAGCUACCACAACUCGAAAAUUAUGAAGUGACCUUCUAGUUGUACAACGGCAUGAUUUUGAUUCAAUUUCACGUACUACAAGCAAUAUCUGCACAUGAUCGCGCAAGAGGACUCUUGAUGUACUACUACUGGCAGCAAGCAGCGUGAUCUGCUCAAAAAUCUCUGUACAACUACAACUUCUAAACUGCAUUCUCAGGUCAAACCGGGCCUGGGUGUUGGAUUCGCGGGCACGGGACUUCGUUCGGCGGUGUUUCAUUUGCGAUGCGACGCGACGACUCUCCUUAGAGGAAGCGCAAAACCAUCUAUCACAGGAAAAAAAUAUCGAUCUGGGGUUCUUGGAAUGAAAUUAAAUGAAUCCAUUUCGUGAUGUUGAUGAGUGGCGAAAAAUCCUGGCGAGGACCGCGCCACAAUUUUUUAUACGCCUACGGCUCAGGAUUUUUUCACCGCAACAAGUUUACUCUGAGUAGUUGCUUGGUGUUGAUGUGUAUCUUUAUUGUAUUCUGCAUGUUGAAGUUGAGAUGAAGCUGCGUUUCUGCUGCAAUUGCAUGACAGAAAAUUAGGCCCUUUUGCGUAACAAGACCUCCGUGCAUGACAGAGUUCAAAAGAAUCGUUGUAGCCCGAGCACAACACACGCCUUCUUGUGUUUAUUUUCCAGACCGCAGAUCGAUGUUUGCAUUGGAUACCCUCCGUGGAUUCGAGACGAUCCGAUACCGCAGAUCGAUAACUCCUCAUAA